AUGAGCAGCAAAAUAUCAGAUCUUACAUCUACACAAAAUAAGCCCCUCCUUGUUACGCAACAACUAAUUGAAAAAUAUUACGAACAGAUUCUGGGAAGUUCUCAAAAUAUAAUCCCCAUUUUGGGACCUAAGAACAAGUCAGGCAAGAUCAAUAAGAAUAAUGCUAAUAUCGAAAGAGAGGUCGAGGAUGUUGAUAAAAGGCUGCAAGCUAGUAGGAACAAAACUACACAUAGAGUGAAUUUCAAUCUGAUCACAGGAAACGAGGAGAAAUUCGACGACGGACAGGAAACAGCCACCGAAAAUGAGAAUAACGAUAUCGAAAUGAUUGAGGUGGAUGAAGAAGACGAAGAAGAGCAAGCGAUAACUUUAGCCAGGAGGUGCAAAUCAUUCCUUUACAAUGUCUUUGUGGGAAAUUAUGAAAAAGACAUUUUGAUAGACAAGGUCUGUUCACAGAAACAACAUGCGAUGUCUUUUGAAGAAUGGUCUUCUGCAGGUGCAAGACUUGAUGACCUCACUGGAAAAAUAGCAUGGAAACAGAAGUUGGAAAGCCCUUUGUAUGAUUACAAAUUAAUAAAAGAUUUAACAUCCAGAAUGCGUGAAGAGCGCUUAAAUAGGAACUAUGGACAACUAUUAUACAUCAUUAGGACCAAUUGGGUGCGGAAUCUGGGGAAUAUGGGGAACGUGAACCUAUAUAGGCAUUCUCAUGUUGGUACCAAGUAUCUGAUUGACGAGUAUAUGAUGGAGUCCAGGCUAGCACUGGAAUCUUUAAUGGAGUCCGAUCUUGAUGAUAGUUACCUUUUGGGUAUACUGCAACAAACAAGAAGGAAUAUCGGUCGGACCGCUUUAGUUCUUAGUGGAGGUGGUACUUUUGGUCUUUUCCACAUUGGUGUUCUUGGUACGUUAUUCGAACUAGAUUUAUUACCUAGAGUGAUCAGCGGUAGCAGUGCCGGUGCAAUUGUAGCCAGUAUAUUAUCUGUUCAUCAUAAAGAAGAAAUUCCGGUUUUACUCAACCAUAUAUUAGAGAAAGAAUUCAACAUUUUCAAAGAUGACAAACAAAAGAGUGAAAGCGAAAAUUUGUUGAUAAAGAUAUCCAGAUUUUUCAAGAACGGUACGUGGUUUGAUAACAAGCAUUUGGUAAAUACAAUGAUUGAAUUUUUAGGAGAUUUAACGUUCAGGGAAGCAUACAACCGAACGGGGAAAAUCUUGAAUAUAACCGUCUCACCAGCAUCAUUAUUUGAACAACCACGCUUAUUGAAUAAUUUGACAGCACCAAACGUUCUUAUUUGGUCUGCAGUAUGCGCAUCAUGUUCGUUGCCGGGUAUUUUCCCCUCGAGCCCACUUUAUGAAAAAGACCCCAGGACGGGAGAAAGAAAACCGUGGACUGGUAGUAGUUCUGUUAAAUUUGUCGAUGGUUCUGUGGACAAUGACUUGCCCAUUUCUCGUCUCUCCGAAAUGUUUAAUGUGGAUCAUAUUAUUGCUUGCCAAGUUAAUAUUCACGUCUUCCCGUUUUUGAAAUUAUCACUAUCCUGUGUGGGUGGAGAAAUUGAAGAUGAAUUUAGUGCACGACUAAAGCAAAACCUAUCGAGCAUAUACAAUUUUAUGGCCAACGAAGCCAUUCAUAUUUUAGAAAUAGGAAGUGAAAUGGGGAUAGCUAAAAAUGCUCUUACAAAACUAAGGUCGGUAUUAUCUCAACAAUAUUCCGGUGACAUUACUAUUUUGCCUGACAUGAGUAUGCUUUUCAGGAUAAAGGAGCUCUUAUCAAAUCCAACGAAAGAGUUUUUAUUAAGGGAAAUUACCAACGGUGCAAGAGCUACAUGGCCCAAAGUGUCUAUUAUUCAAAAUCACUGUGGUCAAGAGUUUGCUUUGGAUAAGGCGAUCUCUUAUAUUAAAGGUAGAAUGAUUGUGACCUCUUCUCUGAAAACCCCGUUUCAGUUCGCAGAUUCAGUCAUAGGAUUAAUCAAAGCUCCGGAGCAAACCUCGGAGGAAUCCAAAGAUCCAGCAAGUACGACGUUGCUAACUAGGACUCCAACUAAAGGUGAUAACCAUAUUUCCAACGUGUUGGAUGACAACCUUUUAGAAUCUGAAUCGACAAACUCAUUAUUGUUGUUACGUGAAAAUGCAAGCACAUAUGGGCGGUCACCUUCUGGGUUUAGGCCGCGGUAUUCUAUAACCUCUGCCUCACUGAAUCCACGUCACCAAAGAAGGAAAUCAGACACUAUUUCAACAUCAAGACGGCCAGCCAAAUCCUUUUCAUUUUCUGUUUCUUCUCCCACAUCUAGAAUACUGAGACAAUCUAACAAAAUCAAUGGGCUCCCACCACCAAUUCUGCAAAAAAAGGCAAGCAUAGGUCGACUGAUGCUUCCUAUGGAUGUCAAGACCUAUAAUCCAGAAAUUCACGAACUUAUCCCACAUUCUGCCAGUAUUGAAACACCUACCAUGGUAGACAAGAAACUGCAUUUUGGCCGAAAAAAUAGAUAUCUAAAACACAUGAACAGAAAAUGGGUUAGCAGUAGCAACAUAUUGUAUACAGGUCCAGAUAAGGAAGAUCAUCCUACAUUGAGACUGAUAAGUAGUUUCGAUGCAAACGCAGGAAUUCAUAGCGACUUAGCAAGUAAUUUCAGGCGUCAUAGCGUUGAUGGAAGGCCCCCUUCCCAAGCUACUAAGAGCACAAUAUUUCAAUCGAGGCCUUCAUCUUCGGUGCAGCACAAAAGCACUACUAAUACUCCCUAG
This is a messenger RNA of Saccharomyces mikatae IFO 1815, 2730 nucleotides long. It is a transcript of the gene TGL4, whose product is annotated as triacylglycerol lipase. The record is from RefSeq and is a predicted model, not a curated record. Bases 1 to 2730 code for a protein of 909 amino acids. The transcript has a single exon. Gene Ontology annotation, molecular function: triacylglycerol lipase activity. NCBI's taxonomy places the organism in Eukaryota, Fungi, Ascomycota, Saccharomycetes, Saccharomycetales, Saccharomycetaceae. Gene Ontology annotation, biological process: lipid metabolic process.